GUCUCCGAGCUUCCCCUAACCAAUCAAAUCCGCUCCUCACACUACAUAAGUAGAUGUGCCUCCUAGCAGAGACACAUUUCCCCUGUUUGAGAUUCAAGCACUACUUCUGAGGGACCUUGGCAUUCCGGCCUGCAGCAUUUAAAAAAGAAAAAAUUGCAAGUAGAGCCUACAAUAUUUUACCGGUAAAGAGAAAUGGCAAAGUGUACUUUGUUGCUGAUUUUGACAACAGCCAUGUCGAUGGUGGCACAGACAAAGGCGGGUUCGCUCAGACUGAAAAGACUGACUCUUUUAGAUUUUCCCAAUCGUGGAUCAGAUGGCUUCUGCCAUCAUGGUGGUACUCCUGUGUCCUCCUUGUUUGGGAAGUACUUUUUCUGCUUGUGUUCAGCUGGUUACGGUGGCAAGCACUGUGAGCUAGAUACAUCAGCCACCUGCUACACAGGGACAGGGAUCUUCUACAGAGGAAAGAUGUCUCAGUCAGAGACUGGACGUAGGUGUCUGCAGUGGGACCGACCAACCAGAAAACACCUGACAGAGUCGGAUAUCAACUCUGGGAGACACAACUACUGCAGGAAUCUGGAGUACAAAUGGCGUCCGUGGUGUUUUGUCCUGAAAGGGGGCAAGAGGGUGCAGGAGUAUUGUGACAUUCCUCGCUGUGGUUUCCAGACAGGUCCACUUGCUGCUGGCCAUAUAUUUGCUGAGCCUAUUGUACCAGUAACAGAGUCACCUCUCAUGGAGUCCCAUAUCACAGAGUCCCCUCUCAUGGAAGCCACAUGUGGCCAGCGUCUUGGGAAGCAAAUGAAGAUCGUUGGAGGGACAGUUGCUGCUGUGGAAUCCCACCCAUGGAUUGCAGCCAUUUUCUGGAAGGGCAGGCAGAAUACUGAGAGGGUGUUCCGAUGUGGAGGGAGCCUGAUUUCUUCCUGUUGGGUGCUGACUGCUGCCCACUGCUUCCCUGAUGGUUCUAAAACCAUGGGCCACAGCCUUUUUGUCACUCUGGGGAAGACUGCCAUCAACGAGACCGAUGUCACCAAAGAACAGACUUUUCAGGUGGAAGAAGUUAUUGUUCACAAAGAGUUCGACAACAGUGAAGGCAAUUUCAACAAUGACAUUGCUCUCCUGAAGUUACAGCCCAUAGAUGGCCAGUGUGCUGAGGAGACCGGCUCCGUUCGGACUGUGUGUCUGCCUGCAGCAAACUGGGCCCUGAGGAAGGGUACCUCCUGUGAGAUUGCUGGCUACGGAAAAGAGAAGGAGGGUUUAUGGUACAAUUCACAAUAUCUGAGGGAGGCGAAGGUUGCCCUGUUGGCCCGGGAUGUGUGCUCAGAUAAAGAGUAUUAUGGAAACAUGAUCACAGAAAACAUGGUCUGUGCUGGGAAACCAGACUGGAGUCAAGAUGCGUGCAAAGGGGAUUCUGGGGGACCCAUGGUGUGUGAGGUUGACAACCGGAUGUUCCUCUUUGGAAUCGUCAGUUGGGGAGAGGGGUGUUCCCGAGCCUUCCGGCCAGGCGUGUACACAGCAGUGACCAAUUACAAUGACUGGAUAGAAGAGAAUACAGGCCUAUCGUACGGAGAGCCAUGACCUCAGGCUCUAUGGACAAAUUCAUAUCCCGUUCAGUCUCUUCCUUCAGACUAAACGGAAUUAAUAGAUAUCCUGUUUGGUGUCAAACUUCAGGCUGUAUGGAAUGAAUUCACAUCCUGUUAAGACUAUAUUCAAAUAUUUUAUUGUGUUGUAUAGUUGUACAUAACAAAAUAUGUUCUCCGGACAUUAUGUAUCAGUUUUAAUAAAAUAUAUUUUUUAAUGUA
This is a messenger RNA of Esox lucius (northern pike), 1796 nucleotides long. It is a transcript of the gene plaub, whose product is annotated as plasminogen activator, urokinase b. The record is from RefSeq and is a predicted model, not a curated record. The transcript is spliced from 11 exons. Gene Ontology annotation, molecular function: serine-type endopeptidase activity. Bases 193 to 1572 code for a protein of 459 amino acids. NCBI's taxonomy places the organism in Eukaryota, Metazoa, Chordata, Actinopteri, Esociformes, Esocidae. Gene Ontology annotation, biological process: regulation of cell adhesion mediated by integrin; plasminogen activation.